Messenger RNA from Zea mays, 1176 nucleotides. RefSeq names its product embryo sac development arrest 6. Lineage: Eukaryota; Viridiplantae; Streptophyta; Magnoliopsida; Poales; Poaceae. The record is from RefSeq and is a predicted model, not a curated record. The transcript has a single exon. Bases 299 to 700 code for a protein of 133 amino acids.
UCUUUUUGAAUCAGAUUUCUCCCCUGCUUCCUCCAUCCUCUCCCGUCUCUCGUACUCCCUUCGUUUCCUCUCCUCCUUCUGCCCUGUGAACUUACGAUCCUGCCCCUGCGUGGGUCCCACCAUCUCAGUUCGUACUUUGUGUUCGGUCUCUCUUUUUCUUUUCUUUUUUUUCCUUCAACUGCUCCGCAGCGAGACCAAAGGAGGGAGCAAAAAAAAAAAACUCUGUGCCUCUCCGUAUUUCCUUUCGGACGGCUCAGCUCCGCGCUGACGUGUCUGGAGGCGAAGCGCAGCCGUCGAUAUGUCGCUGAGCGAGAAGCUGGAGGCCGCGCGUGUCGUCCUCGGCAAGCGCAAGGAGCGCGAGCGCGAGCUGCUGCAGGCCCAGCCGCUCCCGGUGGCGGCUAGAGCCGAGCCGUGGAAUCCGGCUCCGGCUCGCGCGGCCCCCUCCGCCGCCGCCGCCGCCGCCGGCGACAACAAGCUCCUGGCCGGGCACCUGGCCCACGAGUUCCUCGCCCACGGCACGCUCCUGGGUCGGCGGAUCGAGCCGAGCCGCGGAGCCCCGGCUCCGGCACCGGCGCGGGCCGAGCCGGACCCCAGGAAGAGGUACGCGGAGGUGUCGUGGCUGCUGGUGGCGCGCGGGGCCCACGUCCCCGGCGUCGUGAACCCGACGCAGCUCGGCCGCUGGCUGCAGAUAAAGGACUGACGGCCACGUCGUCGCGGUCGACGACGGGCGCGAGAGCGAGAGGCUUGGCUGUGGCUGCUGCUCCCAUCCGACCUGCGGAACCGGACCCGAUUCUCCUCCUGCUGCCUGCUGGAAAAAACAGACAGACGGACAUCGGAAAAAAAUUUGUUGCAGCCGGGCUGCAAACCAGGCCGUUUGCAGCCCCUCACAAAAAUGAGGAUAGACCCCACCUACAGGUCCACCAGAUAACGUUUGUAUUGUAUUAUUGACCUGCAGGUGAGGUCUAUCCUUAUUUUUGUGAGGGGCUGCAAACGGCCUGGUUUGCAGCCCGGCAAGUGGUUGGUUUCGUCAUCUCCGCGGUCACUCGGUGCUGCUCUUUCUCUCCUUCCCUUCCAUUCAGACUAUCUAGAAUCCAGAUCCGGCGAGAUCGUGGUGUACUAGCUCUGUUUUGGCUCGCCCAACGUUGUUGUUGCAUGACAUACUGACUGUUCUUAUGU